GAUGAAGUGACGCUAUCGAUCAGACUCAGAGGAGAGCAACAUAAUCAUUUUGAUAACGAUAUUGCCUUGAACGCAUACUGCCUUACCCUGCUUACUGAUCUAGAAAAUAGAGCUCAUCUGGCCAGACACAGCUGCUAAUGCUAAUGCUACAUGGUAUUGUUAUUUAGAUCCUUGCACUAGAUGAUCUGUCAGAGAAAGUUUUUUGAAGGCAGCUCGUUGACUGAUUGUCUUGUUUGAACACAGUUGGAGAAAGCCACUCCAGAUGGUGAAUGUUUUUGAAAGAAACAGCCGUAGUUGUGUGAGGUGGUGAGCGCAUCGAACUGCCUGAAUCGUGCGCGGAUAGCGUCCCUUCAUUGGCAAAGCGCGGGGUCCGCGGUGGGCGCUUCUAUCUUUGCUAGGGAUCGGCCAUUAGGCAAGCAACAAGUAGAAGACUGAUCAGGCACAGCGACAACGGUCACCACGGUCGUCGCCAUGCCGAAACCGGAGAAGGAGCGACUGGAUCAGGAUCGCAUGGGCGUCUUCAGGGAGAUGUCCUACGUCACCGUCGGUGAUAGGUAUGGAAAGAAAAAACCUUUCAAGCCAGCUCCAAAGGAGAAGCGCUUUCAUGUGCCAUUCACCAAGUCCAAAACGGGAACCCAGGAUGGCUACUUCUCCAAGAACUACGACCGCAUAAUGGAGAAAGAGGCUUAUCAUGAUCCUGUGGCUGCUAAGCGACAGUCGAGAAACAAGGAAGUCAAGAAAAGCCUAGCCGGACCCUAUGUUCCUCCUGGUCCGGCCAAGGCUGGAGAGGGUCAGGGUAGCUACUUUGGCACACUGGGCGGAAAGGUUACUCACUUUAGCGCUGAGGUUAGGCCCAGGAAAGGGCAUACGGAGCAGAAGCGAAAUUUCUUCGUGCCCCCACCAAAGAAGGGAACCGGCUUUGGCUACUCCAACGUCCUCAUCGGCACGAUCCCACCGCACAAGUCUGACCCGCUAGAACUCAAGGAAAAGAUGAGAAUAAAAGAAGCGCAAGCCCAUCGUGACAAGAUGAAGGCACGCGGAGCGCCGCCAUUCCGUACUAGCUGUGCCCCGGUGUCGCUCUUUGAUCCCAGCCCAAUGAGCGGUGAAAAACCUGGCCCUGUCUAUCGUCCUGAACCAAAAUCUACCAAGAAAGCCACCGUCUUUCUUCCGUCCGCUCCUGCCAAAUUGCCGGGCGGGUGCAAGGCGGGCAUGUUUACCAAGUUCCCUGAGCAUCAAAAGGAGCCGUACAAGAGGCCGCCGGUACUCCGAGACCUCUCGUCCAAGAUUCGACCCAAGGACUGCCCGGAGGUGUUCGCCUAUGUGCCGGGCAUUCGGACAACGCGUACGAACUCCGUUCUGAAGCAGAACGUCCAGAGACGGAUUCACGGCCAGAACUUUGAGUAUGCACCUCAGGUUAUGAAAGAAAGUGAACCACCAAAGGAAGCACUCGGCUUGCCGACUGUGGAAGUAUAAAUGAGUGAUAAUCUCUUUGUCUUGUGUGGAAUGAUGACAAGUGUUGCCCGGUCUUGACAAAUACCUUGCAAUUACCUGUGAAUGCAUAAAGCCACAGUGUGUAGAAAGAUGGACAAUCACACGUACCUAUGCGUACACGCAUAUAUGCACCCCCCCCCCCCCCCCACCCGGGCCCCCACACAUACACCCCACAUUCCUACACGCUACCAUUCGUCUCCACACUACUAUUCGUUUUUGUUGCCGUCCUGUCAUUAAUUAAGACAACGUUUCCAGAAAAUCCGUAUUUCCUGUGAAUUGUUCUGCUUCAGAGGAACUUUGAGAUUUCAUAAUCAUUUUAAAAAUUAAUUUUAUUUCUGCCUUGUUUCAGUAUCAGGAUAAUUGUACAUUCAGAAUUGUUUUUAUAAAUCGAACCGCGGCUUGUAAGAA
Sycon ciliatum is the source of this 1899-nucleotide messenger RNA. Its product is annotated as cilia-and flagella-associated protein 96-like. Gene Ontology annotation, cellular component: centrosome. The transcript is spliced from 9 exons. The coding region runs from base 472 to 1473 and encodes 333 amino acids. Lineage: Eukaryota; Metazoa; Porifera; Calcarea; Leucosolenida; Sycettidae. The record is from RefSeq and is a predicted model, not a curated record.